Messenger RNA from Symbiodinium sp. CCMP2592, 1356 nucleotides. The record is from the annotation of a GenBank genome assembly. Lineage: Eukaryota; Dinophyceae; Suessiales; Symbiodiniaceae.
AUGCCGAAGCCGGAUGCGAAGAACAUCCGAAGGACGGUGACUCUGUCCGUGAAGAGCAUGGCAUCCAUCGCUGGAGAGGCAGAGGAGGAAGCAGAGCCGGACGCCAGGAGGUUCCUGCUUGGGACGGCGAAGCGGAGUUUGGACGAGGCUUUCGGAGCGACGGACAAGCCGGCCGAGAAGGACAAGAAGAAAAAAAAGAACGACAAGAAGAAGGACAAAAGCAAGAAGAAGAGAAAAGGCAAGAAGUCGAGCAGCUCCAGCGACUCCUCGUCUGACGAGGAGAGCGAGUCGGAGCCAGACCAGGAGGACUUCACAGAUGCCGCCGCGACCUUCGGUUUGGGCAAGCGGGACAUGGCGAGGGCUAUGGAUGCGACGACCCUGAUCGACCUUGAUGCUCGGCCCACAGCCCUGGUUUUGGCCAACGUCACCCCGUUGGUCAUUGCCAACGACAUUUUCGAGAUGGGCGGUGAGUUGGCAGCUAGUCUUAACUUAAAUAAAAUGAAAGCUUCAGACGUCCAAGCUUCUGCUCCUUCCCAGAUGAAAACGGCCGGCACCGUGUGGAAGCGCCGGAUGGGCUUGCUGGCCCAGCAUCUCACCGGCCGCCCGGCUUCGUCGAUCCGGCUAUGUGCUGCCAAGUCCCUCGGGGAUUGCUCUGCCGUGCUCCGCGGCCUCUACAAGAGGAAGUAUCCUGGUGGCAAGGAUGCCUGGAACAAGGCACUGGAUGGGAUGCUGAAGGACGCACGCGAGGUGCUCCUGCUCGCAGCUUCGGAUGACCUGAAGAAGCAGAUGCAGCAGGGCGAGAAGCCCAAGAAGCCCGAGAAGAACCCAAAGGUGGCUCCGACCAGCAAGGGCUCCAGGGUGAACAGGAAAGACGAGCCAGACCCGGAGCUGUCUGAGAAUGAGAAGGAGGAGUCGAUCCCCAGCCCCUCCGGUGCACCGUAUGUCGGGUCUCCGUCGGAGCAGGAGGAAGAGGACGACGACAAUGAUGUGUUCUCCGGCGGCUUUGCUGUGGCCACCGAGAAGGCAACCGGCCUGGACGCCCUGCUGGAGAAAGUGACUCCGAAGAUCAAAUCUGUUGUGGAGAUGUUUGACAAGGCCGUGCUGGAGACUCUGCCAGCAGACCUCUCGGAGCUGUCUUCGUGUCCUGGUUGCACUCUGGCUGAUUUCAGCUAUUGGAUGCUUUGCCUCGAGAAGGAGGCCUUGACUGAGAUGGAUCACUUCAAGCUGGGUGCCCUUUCUACGAAUCUGGGGCCUGGCAAGGGCUUCUUCAUGAAGAUGUCUCUGAGGGCCCGAAAGGUCUUUGAUGAAUGGGCUGCCAAGAUCCCUGGUGUGGUAGCUGCACGCAGGCUGCACUAG